AUGGAAGCGACAAGCAAUGAAGCGUCAGGUACGCUUCACCCAGUCAACUACAAAGAGCGUUAUCGACCUCAAUUUCAUUUUUCACCCGCCAAGAAUUGGAUGAAUGACCCCAACGGCCUCAUCUACCACAAGGGAUCUUAUCACAUGUACUAUCAAUACAACCCCUCGGCCGAUACAUGGGGGGAUAUGUCAUGGGGUCAUGCCAUCAGCAAAGAUCUACUGCACUGGAAGGAGCAGCCACUGGCGCUCAGUGCUUUGAACCCUCCGGCAAAACCAGGUCCGGGGCCACUCAAUGAGUUUUUCUUCUCGGGCAGCGUUGUUUAUGAUGAGUCAAGGUCUUCCGGGCUUAAUAAGUCUGUCUUAGAUUCGAGUCUCAGUGGUGAAGAAAUUCCUGCUCCGCUUAUCGCGGUCUAUACAUCCUUAUAUCCCAACGACAUCACUCUUCCUACUGGUCGGACUAUCCGUGCCGGGACGCAAGCGCAAUCUAUUGCCUACAGUGUCGACGAUGGUCUCACUUGGACCGAGUACAACGAAAAUCCAGUGCUGCCGUUGCCGCCGAGUCCUUAUAAAGACCAAUGGCAAGAGUUCCGAGACCCUUUCGUCUUCUGGUAUGGGCCUGACCAAUGUUGGGUGAUGGUAGUCGCCCUAUCAAAGCUUCAUAAAGUUCUUUUCUACACAUCCAAAAACUUGAAGCAAUGGACAAAUGUCGGUGAAUUUGGUCCAGCCAAUGCCACUGGUGGAGUAUGGGAGUGUCCGAGCUUUUUCCCACUUCCAUUAGCUGGCGACGAGUCAAAAGUCAAAUGGGUGCUCGUCUUGGGUAUAAAUCCGGGUGGCCCAGUAUUUACCAACUCAUCAGCAACGCAGUAUUUCGUGGGAGACUUCAACGGAACCAAUUUCACGGCGGAUGAGGACACUCUUUGUUCUCCGAACUGGCUUGAUUAUGGUCCUGACUAUUAUGCGGCUGCCACCUAUAAUGGGCUUGACAAAUUCGAGCGUGUCGCAAUUGCUUGGAUGAAUGAUUGGGCUUAUGCUGCAAGCAUACCAACUAACCCAUGGCGAAGUGCAAUGACUAUCCCUCGCCAGCUUACACUCACAACGACCGAAGAAGGCCGUGUUCAGCUUAUUUCGGCGCCGUGUUCCAGUCUCCCGAAUCUCGAACGUGAGCCCAAGUUGCUUUCCAAGAAGUGGCAUUCUCUCUCACAAGGAAAUAUGGACUUUCCAAUCUCCGAGAAAACACUGGAUAUUACAGUUGCAUUCUCCCCUGCCCCCUCUUCGAAAUGGGUCUGUCUGAAUCUGCGGACUAACGCCGAUGAUGGUCGUAGCAAUACCAAUAGCACUGCCGUUGCCACCGUCGGUUACGACUUCUCCACAGAAAGGUUGUUCGUGAAUCGUCUUGCUGCUGGUGGGGAUUCCACGUUCAGCAGCGACUACGAAGGCACGUAUUACGCACCGCUGAAACCGAAAGAUGAUGUCGUAAGAUUUCGUGUUUUGCUCGAUUGGUCUUCUGUCGAGGUUUUUGGUGGUCAAGGCGAAUGUACGAUCACUGCACAAAUAUUUCCAUUGGAUACCGCAGGCACUGGGAUUUCACUAUCCUCAGACGGUGGGGCCAAAGAUGUCAGUGUGGACGUCGCGAAGGUAGCAUCGGUAUGGAGAAUCGAGAAAUCCUGA
Messenger RNA from Exophiala bonariae, 1668 nucleotides. RefSeq lists its product as uncharacterized. The record is from RefSeq and is a predicted model, not a curated record. The transcript has a single exon. Gene Ontology annotation, molecular function: sucrose alpha-glucosidase activity. Gene Ontology annotation, biological process: sucrose catabolic process. Lineage: Eukaryota; Fungi; Ascomycota; Eurotiomycetes; Chaetothyriales; Herpotrichiellaceae. Gene Ontology annotation, cellular component: cytoplasm. The coding region runs from base 1 to 1668 and encodes 555 amino acids.